Ooceraea biroi (clonal raider ant) is the source of this 968-nucleotide messenger RNA. RefSeq lists its product as uncharacterized. Lineage: Eukaryota; Metazoa; Arthropoda; Insecta; Hymenoptera; Formicidae. The record is from RefSeq and is a predicted model, not a curated record.
AUAAAAGGCAAAAUAUAGGGAUUUUUUCGGAUUUUCGAUCGUCGUGUCCAAUGAAAUAUUUUGUCACCAUUUAUAUCCGUUCAGUGCGAGUCGCUCCCAACUGACCCAAUUCGGAAACCUGUGGCUACCUGUGACCGUGUAUCUGCUGCAUACUUCACGAUACUUCAAAAGUUUGAUAACAUCACAGAUGAGUGGCACGAGAUUGGAACAAUUACAAAGGAAUAAGAAGAACAAGCGUAAGAACAGUGGCACGAUAUGGAUGACGACCCAGUUCUGCAUCAGAAAAUCUGUCAUAUUCUGAAAAAAUACGUAAACUUAUAUAAUACAUUUCUCGCGCUGCGUGUUUUGAAAGAACGGCAGAAUUCCAUAGAAUUCGAGCGCAAAAUAAAAGCUAGAUUAAAGAACAUACUCCGCUGGACGAUGAAGCGCGAGAAUCUGUACAAAGGAACCUUGUGCAACCUGGAGAACGAGAACAAGGAAUUAAAACGUCGCCUAAAUGAGAUGCAACAGGAACGAGAUCAUGCCGAAGCUGUAAACAAUGCCAAAGAUUGCCUGAUUUCAAGAUUGGCAGAGAAUUUAUUGGAAAAAGAAGAAAAUUAUUUCAAGAGGACAAAGAUGCUAUAAUUGAUAUUGUUUAAACGCGGUAGUACACAUGUACAUUAUUAUGUACAAUAUACGUAUAUCGUAUAUACAUCCUUUCAAUUAUAAUGUACACAUUUUUUUAUUAUACUAUCAUUACAAUAUGUAUGUUCAGUUUAUACAAAUAACUCAUUAAUAUUUCAUUACAGAAUUCUAUAAUAAUUUAUACAUAUAUAUGGAAACAAACAAAACUAAUAUAAUAUACCCAACAACAAUAACAAAAAAUCAAAAAGACAUUAGUGUGUUAAACAAGAGAAAACAAGUUAUUUUACUAUUGUUUAAUUCAAAAUUUGUAAUUAAAACCAUAUUAUAAUAAUAUCAUUUAUAUA